Cyclocybe aegerita is the source of this 669-nucleotide messenger RNA. The record is from the annotation of a GenBank genome assembly. Lineage: Eukaryota; Fungi; Basidiomycota; Agaricomycetes; Agaricales; Hemipholiotaceae.
AUGACAACGAUCAUCUACGCGAACCCCGCUUUCUAUGUGUUCCUAGUGACUUUUACGGCCUUUAUCCUUCUACUAUUGACAACGCUGUCGAUCCCACUUGUGUCCAGCUUUUACUUCCUGUACACUUCACAGGCCAAUGGAGUACGGUUUGGGAUGUGGGGAUGGUGCUUGGACUCAGAUGGGACUUGUUCUUCACCUCUUCAACUGGGAUACACCUGGGAACCAGAAAUAGCCAUACCAAUCACCAAAGCCCUAGUCUUCUAUCCUAUCUCGGUCAUUUUUACAUUUUUCACGAUGGCAUCGCUGAUGCCUGUCCUUUGCGCCCGGAACGCUCGGAGUGACAAGAUAUUCGACAUCUUUGCAUGGCUUUCCUUCGGGACAUCUGCUCUGGCAUUCUUCUUCAUGAUUGGCAUGUUCGAUACGGCGAGAAAGAGGUUCGAGAGGCGAGGGUUUGAUGCAAGUUUUGGCAACCUACCUUGGAUGUCUCUGUCAGCCACGCUGCUACUUCUCGGAGUUUCCAUUAGUCCGUUCUUCUUCACGCCGCCUCCUAAGCCCAAGCCGAUUGAGAGCCAACGCAGGCGACGCCCAAGAGAACAUGACCUCGAGCGAGGCCGAGAGAAGUCGAGGAGAAGAGAGAUUUCGAGGCGACCGACGGACCACACGCGAUAA